AUGGAGACCCAGAUGGAGUCUGUGUGUGGGGGGGGGGGCGAUGCGGAUAGGUGGAGGAGGGGGAGGUCCGGAUCGGGGGCGGGAGACGGGGAAGGGUUUAGGUUUCGGUGCACGGAGGUCGUGGAGAGCCGGCACCAUGACGAGGUGGGCCCCUAUGUGACGAAGAGAGCUCGUGACUACGGCACCUUGGUUGAGUGGAGCGACUGGACCUUCGCGUUCUCGCUCCUGCACACCCCUCUCGAGGAGUUCCUCGGGGAAGCGAGGCGUUUGAGGGAGGUGGCCCUGCGAGUGAAGGAGCGGGGGCAUGGAUACGAGGAGCCUCUGCUUCGACCCUUGCUGGCGGAAAGGCUGAGGGGCUCCACGGAAAAGUUUGACACCAUCCAUCUUGUCGACUUCAGGGAGACGCUGCUGCUGCCUUGCCCGGUCCGGGUGGACCGAAUAACGCCUCUCCUGAGAAACCCUGGUUGCAUCAUGGUCACUGAUGCCAGGGUGUACUUUCAGCCGGCAGAGCUGAACAACGUUGGGGAGCCCGUGGCGUCAUUUCCUCUCGCGGGGGUCCUCCGUGCCUUUAAGCGAAGACAUAUGCUGCGACAAACCGGGCUGGAAAUUUUCAUGGAAGGGGACGGAGGAUCGGCUUUCUUCAACUUCGAGUCUCCCCACCAGAGAGAUGAGUUGUUCGACGUACUAAUGAGCCAGCCCCAGGUGGGACCGCGAGCGCAGUCGGCGAGGGACAUAGAGGCGGAAACCAGACGCUGGCAGUCUGGACAGGUGUCGAACUACGACUACCUGGUGUUCCUUAACACGGUGGCCGGCAGGACGGUGAACGACAUUACACAGUACCCGGUCUUCCCCUGGGUGGUGCAGGACUUUGAGAGCGCCACCCUCAACCUCGAUGACGAACGAGUCUACAGGGAUUUGAGCCGACCAAUAGGAGCGCUCAAUGAUGAGCGGCUGGAGUACUUCCGGACCCGAAUGAGCAACAUGCCGGACCCCGACCUGCACCCUGGACAGGGGAUUCCCCCCCCCUUCCUGUACGGCACUCACUAUUCCACUCCUGGCUACGCCUUGUUUUUCCUGGUGAGGUCAGCCCCUGAAGAGAUGCUGUGCCUGCAGAAUGGGCGCUUCGACGACCCAGACAGGAGCUUCAUCAGCGUCAAGAGCGCUUGGGACUCCGUGCUCAACAACCACGCAGACCUAAAGGAGCUUAUUCCUGAGUUCUACGCGGGUGACGGGUCGUUCCUAACCAACGCGGACGACCUGCAGCUGGGGGUGACGCAGGUGGGGCAGCGAGUCGGGGACGUGGAGCUACCUCCAUGGGCAAGAAACCCCAGAGACUUCGUGCGAAAGAUGCGGCGGGCGCUGGAGAGUCCCCACGUCUCCAGGAGGCUGCACCUGUGGAUCGAUCUCGUGUUCGGGUACCUGCAGAGGGGGAAGGCUGCCGUCGAGGCUGACAACCUUUUUUAUCAUCUCACCUAUGAGGGUACGGUGGACUUGGACACGAUCGACGAUCCCCGAGAACGUGCUGCCCUAGAGUCGCAGAUCUCUGAGUUUGGACAGUGCCCGUCGCUUCUCUUCGCCGGACCGCACCCUUGCCGCGACGAUGCGAAAGGCCGCGUGACCCUGGCCGCGUCGGUGCGCAACGCCGCCGCAGCGACAGCUGCGCCGGCGGCAGUCGCGGCCGACGGGGGGAAUUUCGAGAGCAGGCGCGAGAUGACGCCAGACCCGGCGGACGGCGGCGCCCGACACCAAUCCCCGUUGCCAGAAAAACGCCGAGCGAGCUUCCCCGCCCCUCCGUCAGACUUCUUCACCUCCUCCAACAACAGCGACGGUCUUCAUGCCGCGGGCAGAAGGGCUCUCCCGCAGCAACAACAAUGGUCGGCGGGAGGAGGCGGGCUCUUGUCCUCGUACUCCCAGGGAUCCCCGGCAGCCGCCGCCGCGGCGGCCUCUUCUGCCCUCGCCGUCGGCAACAGCGUCGGCGGGCUCUGGAAGCGCGGGUGGGCUAUGGCCGGGGCGGUCAGCGAAGCCGCCGCGGAGGCCGCCGGAGUGAGGGCGACAACGCUGCAGCAGCGGUGGCCCGCCGCCCCGGCAGAGGGGAGGGCGAGGGAGCGGAGCGUAGUGGAGUACUCAGCCGGACUGAGAGAAGAUCACGGCGAUGAUGAUGGGCGGCGGUUGGAGCGCUCCAGGAGCAACCCGAGCCAACCCUCUCAGCCGCACAGCCAUGAUGACGCGAUCAGGAGGAGCCGUACUGUUACCGUCGAGCCCGCCGCCGUAGCUGGAGGCACCGUGAGCUCAAGUCGGAACCGGGGCACCGUUGGCAACAGCAACAACGAUAAGUACCCCCCGACGACAAGUGGCGGCGCCAGUCUGCGAGACCCCCAGGGGGUGGGAGUGCCGGCGACUGAUGUCCCUGGGUUUCCUCCAACCUCAAUGGGAGGAGGCGGUUUCGGCAGGGAUGGGGAGACGAUGGGACCGGAAGCGCGAGAAGAGGAACGACAUCGUCAAGGAGGGGGAGGGGGGCGUGGACCAACGGAUUUGAACGGAUUGCCGGCGCUACAUGUACCAUCAGCUCUUGCUGCGGUGACGGGAGGCCGUCGGUGGCGGCUCGACCCCGGCAAGGUGGAGCUCAGGCCCGGCGAGCCCAUGGUGCUGCACCGGGACGGAGUGACCUGUGCCCACGUUGUCAGGACCAACGGCGUAGGCCACGGGGGCGACCCGCCGCAGCAACAUCAACCCGGCGCCUCAGCGGCAGUGGGAGCGACAGGGGCAGCGGUGGCGGUAAGCGCCGCCGGCGAAGAGCGUGGGAACCUGACGCUCUGCGCCUCUUCGAAGGACGGCUCACUCAAGAUUUUCGCCUUGGAACGCGAGGCUGGCGGUUCUGGUCCUGUUUCGAAGGCCCACACGAGGCGGCGUGUAGCCGGUGGCGAGAUGGCCAUGUCCUGCUGCGCCCUCACCUCCGACGGAAAACACGCGGUCGCAGGGUCGUGGAACAACAGCAUCCUCGUGUACUCGGUGGAGGCGGCUUGUGUGUUGUCCAGGGUAGAGGGGGCACACGAGGACGGAGUGAGCUGUUUGGCGCUGCACGAAGAGCCGCCAGUUACAUCUGCAGGCGGCGGCAGCAGCGGCGGCGGCAGCAGUAGCGGAGGCCGUCGUAGUCCUGAUCCUCGCCGAAAACUCGUCCUUGCUACUGGGUCAUGGGAUGCAGCCGUAAAGGUAUGGGAGAUCAGUUCCGUCGAGAUGGACCCCGUCCCCGUGCUCGAGCUCUUCGACCUGGAAACCCCCGCACAGGCGCUCUGCAUCGACGGGGCCGGGAAAGCUCUCGCCGCGGGCGGGGAGGACGGGAUGGUUGCGGUCUGGGACAUCGCCACCGGCGCCCUAUCAGCCACCUUCAGCGGCUGUGCCGACCAGAGCCCCAUCGUGUCAAUACGAUGGGCGGAAACCGGGGACGGUGCACAUUCAAUCCCCGGCGGUGGGAUGGCGUGUUUGGUGUUGGCAUCAGCUGUCGGCGAGAUCUGGCGCGUGUCUCCGGUCGGUGUGCCCCUGGGCUCCUUAAGGCUUGACUCAGAGGUGGUGGCCAUGGACAGCGACGGGCGCUGUACCGUGGUGGCGUGCCGGGACGGGUCUUUGCGGCUGCUCGGCUCCCUCGAAGACGGGGGUUUCACGCAGACUGUAGUGAGAGAGUCUGGCCACGCUGGAGAUAUCACCUGCCUCCAUGUGUGCGCCUGGGAUAGCGGCGGUAGCGCUAACAAUGGCGCCGGCAACGCUGCUGUUAUCGUGACCGGUUCGGACGGCGGGGCCGUGAGGGUUUGGGACGUGAUGCAUAGAUAUCGGGUGUAGCUGGCUUUCCUUUCGACAGCGACCGUUUAAUAUCGUAGAGUGUGUAUUGUAGUUAGCAAUGACCGCGUUAACCGACUGGCCAAUGAAAAUACGUCAGUCUAGAGCAGGACGAGCCAAGCAUGCAAGCGUCCUAGUCAGCGGGACUCCCCCGUUUUUAGUUUUUUCUCCGGUUUUUCCUUGAUUUUCUGGACUUGGGCGGGCAGUCAAGGGCGUUGGAGGCUUCACAGACUCUACACUUGUAGGUGGCCGUUUCAAGCUGCUGUUCACAACCAUGCCGCCGUUUAAUCCGUCGGUUCACAAGAGCUUGGCCGGGCGUCCUGGGCGUGAGGACGUAAAUCAUUUGUAGAAGACAAGGAAAAGUGGCAUGUUAACGGUUGAUGUUCGACCUACGCAGGAAACCAAAACAAUAGAAGGACAAUACGAACGCAGGAGUAAAAGCUUGAGGGUUAGUUCCUGUUUUGUUGUAUGGGUUCCAAAAGGGUAUUGGGGCAUAUGGGGCGUUUUAAACGCUUUGUUCUGUACUGUGGAAGGCGGUGUCAUUGGCAAUAUCUGGGUUCUCACUAUGAUGCAGUGUUUUCCUUCUGCAGGUUGCAGUCUAGCCCGAACAGAGACAGGUUACCACGCAGACUAGUGUUGUAGGGGGGAAGGGAGACUAGCAAAUAUUACGAGUGAUGAAAGGUUGUUAGCGACGUUUAUAUGUCCGCUCUUUUUUUUCUGGUGCACGGCCGUCAGUGUUUGAAGGUGGCCUUCAAUUGACAGCGCGGACAGUUGAGCUACAGGUCACCGUACCCUGGGCCGAAGCACCACCUUCGCCCCCGUUUUUUUGUUGUGUCGAGGCUGAAAGUGUGAAUAGAAUAGGGCUUGGGUCGUCCGAAUGAGCUGACUUCCAC
This is a messenger RNA of Ectocarpus siliculosus, 4724 nucleotides long. Lineage: Eukaryota; Phaeophyceae; Ectocarpales; Ectocarpaceae. The record is from the annotation of a GenBank genome assembly.